This is a messenger RNA of Liolophura sinensis, 3852 nucleotides long. RefSeq names its product peroxisomal ATPase PEX1-like. Gene Ontology annotation, biological process: protein import into peroxisome matrix. Gene Ontology annotation, cellular component: cytosol; peroxisomal membrane; peroxisome. The transcript is spliced from 21 exons. Bases 31 to 3852 code for a protein of 1273 amino acids. NCBI's taxonomy places the organism in Eukaryota, Metazoa, Mollusca, Polyplacophora, Chitonida, Chitonidae. Gene Ontology annotation, molecular function: ATP hydrolysis activity; ATP binding. The record is from RefSeq and is a predicted model, not a curated record.
UCAUCGGUAACUUAGCGAUUUUGUGAUAAGAUGACGUGUUAUUGUGCAGUUCUCGAAUACAAGUCGGACAAGAACUGUUUUCUCACGCUCCCAGAUGGGUUGAUUUCUGGAAGUGUGUCGGAUCAGAUUACUGUCUUUGAACUUCAAGUGGAAGGUAAAGGCAGCGCAUACUGCAGUUGGUCAGGGGAGACAACUCAGGCAUCAAGUGAUGGAUCGAAGACGGUUUUGCUGAAUGGACUUUAUGCAAACAAACUUGGGAUUGAUCAUGGCUCUGUGGUUGUCCUCAAACAGAUAUCGGGUCUUCUGGAGUGUAAACAAGUGUUUGUGGAGCCAGUGUCUGUAGAUGACUGGGAGAUACUGGAGCUGCAUGCGUCAUUUGUGGAGACACACCUGCUGGAUCAAGUGAGAGUGGUGUGGCAGGGACAGGUAUUACCUGUCUGGGUCAGCUCAUCUACCUGUGUCUUCCUCAAAAUAGGUGCCAUCCAACCUGCUGGACAGUGUGUGCUUCUAGUCAAUAAUACAGAAGUUAUUGUUGAUCCCAAGGUCAGACAUACGUCUCAAGGUCAGGGAUUAGCUCCUCCUCCUGAGACUUCAUCAGCCAGUGGUGAUCAGACUUCCCAGAUGGACCAAUCAAAUCUCAGAAGACUUUCCUCCAAUCAGAAGCAUCAUUCUUCAGAGCCUGCAGGAAUGUUGCAAGGUUUGAGUGAUUAUGUAAAGUCAUUUUUCUGGACGCCUGAGAUUGUGAAAGAUAUGUCCAAACCGACUGUCAAUUCAAGGAAAGACAACUCUGCUAUUUUGGAGAAGACUUUCAGAUGUGGCCUGCGCGUCCAAGCUUUGAGACUAGGAGAAGAGGAGGCGGAGCUUGAAUAUUCAACCAAUGUGUUUGUGAGAUAUUCUGACGUGGCCCCCAAGAACUAUGGAAAUGAUUACUCGACAGCUAAUCCUCUCCCUUCCGUAUUUUUCGCCAAAAUUACAAAAAUUCUGUCUCCUGUUGAAAAGGAGGAAGAAAAAAAAGCAGCUGAACAGAGAGAAGCUGAGAAAGCAAAAGAAACUAAUGCAGGCAACAAAAAACCUCCUUCAAACGCUACAUCAAAUUUGACUAAGGCAACUACCACCAAAGACCUAUGCGUUGUUGUUCGUGUGGUCACCAUAGAAUCGUCGGGUCUCUGCAUGAACUCGAGCUAUCAGGCUGUUGUUCGUGAUAUCUUACGUCAGCAGACGAUUUUAGAAGGUCACAUGAUGAUAUCAGACUUUCUGAGGAGGCAACUAAAACUGGACGUGACUGGCCGUGUGCAGUUAGAAGCUGUUUGUUCUCCACCUGCUGAAAUUGACACAGUCCACUUGUUCCAGAUUUCAUAUUUGCCCAGCAGCAUAAACAGUGAGAUGGUUACCGCAGCUUUCAGGUCAUGGUUACAGAGAGCUCUGACAGAUAAACCAUCCCUUCUCAUCUUCCAGCAAAUGCUCAUCAGGUUUCCAGUCUUACCAGAUUUACACCUGGAGGCCCUUUUGACCUUUGACACCAGAAAAACCAGUGCAUCACUUUCUGCGGAUUAUGCCGUCAUUGAUUUGGACAUGUGCAAGAAUUUGACCAUUGUUGUUCGUGAGAGAGUGAAUGGACGGAGAAAAUGGCCAGAGAUAUCUCACCGUCCGUGUUCCAGCGUCACAGAAUUUGACCCAGCUGUUCCCAAUGUGUCAUUAGAGAAUCUUGGUGGCAUAAGUUACUUAAUACCCAAAGCCUUAUCUCAUAUUGAGAUGUGUUUUGGUCAGCGACCUUUGACCCAGAUUGUGUACCCAUCAAUGAUUGGUCUGAACAUGGGUGUGCUCCUCAUCACAGGGGCUAGAGGCACUGGGAAAAGCACAUUAGCGAAAGCCCUGUGCAGGAAAGUUGCUGGAUUGCCAUGUCUGGCAUACACAAGUGUACUGGAAUGUAAAGGCUUGAAGGGAAAAAGACCUGAGACAAUUCAGAGACUUCUUGAAAAGUUGUUUGAUGAGUUAUCAUGGCGACAGCCAUCCAUUGUGGUUCUGGAUGAUGUGGAUGUUUUAGCGGGGUCAAACAGCGGCCCAGACGAGAUGUCUGCGGAGGCUCAGUACUCUUAUAAAAUGUCUGAAGUGAUACGAACAUUAAUAAAGUGCGAACUGAUCAACAACCCUCAGCUAGCUGUGAUAUUUACCACCAGGUCUCGUACGUCCGUCCAUCUCUCCCUCGUAGCCUCACGUGGCCUGCACAUUAUACAGGAGGUCUUGGAGAUACAACCUCAGGGAAAGCGUGAAAGAAAAGAAAUCCUGGAAGCCAUUUUGCGGUCUAAACCAUCUAUUGAUCCAGAAUGUCUUCCUGAGCUUUUGCAUCAGGAUUUACCCAACAGGAUGGAAGGAUUUGUGGCUCAGGAUUUGAAAACGGUUGUGAACAGAGCCAUACAUGCACAUCACAUGUCUAAUCCAUCAGGUUCUGCCCAAGACAUCUGGCUGACCGGUGAGGACUUUGGGGCAGCCCUGGAGGGAUACACACCUGUAUCGUUACGAAAUGUCACCCUUCAUCAGGAGACAGAUGUAGGCUGGGCCGAUAUCGGGGGACUUGGGGAGGUGAAGAAAACACUGGUGGAAACUUUGGAGUGGCCGACUAAGUACCCUCAACUGUUUGCUAACUGCCCCCUGAGGCUUAGGUCUGGGUUGCUGCUGUUUGGUGCACCCGGAACAGGCAAAACACUGUUGGCACGUGCCGUCGCUAAGGAGUGCGGACUUAACUUCAUCAGUAUUAAGGGCCCUGAGUUGCUAAGUAAGUACAUAGGAGCAAGUGAAGAGGCUCUUCGGGAUACGUUUGCCAGAGCACACAGUGCUAGACCCUGUAUCCUGUUCUUUGAUGAGUUUGAUUCUAUAGCACCCAGACGUGGUCACGAUAGUACCGGUGUGACUGACCGAGUGGUAAAUCAGUUACUCACGCAGCUGGAUGGGGUAGAGAGGUUAGAAGGUGUGUAUGUGCUGGGUGCCACGAGUCGCCCCGACCUGAUUGACCCUGCCCUCCUGCGCCCAGGGAGGCUUGACAAGUGUCUCCACUGUGAGAUGCCCUCUGUGGAAGAACGUUUGGAAAUUCUCACAAGUCUUUCAAGAAAACUGAAACUAGGUGAUGAUGUAGACUUGAAAACCAUAGCCGAGAACUGUGAAAAUUUUACAGGGGCAGAUUUCAAAGCUUUGCUGUACAAUGCUCAGCUUGAGGCCAUUCAUGAAAUGACCCCUGUGUUCAGGAAAAGUAUCUCUAACUCUACAAGUGAAGAUCUUGAAGAGAGGACACAAGUAGUGUGUCAGUCUGUCACUACAGCAGAGAAGAGCUCCUCUGAUUCAAGGAACACAACUCCGCCUGAAGAUAAUGACAGUAAACUAGCAAGACCUGAAAGUUUUGUCACGUACAUCCCAAGACUUGAAGAGGGACCCGUUCAACUUGACCCAGAGGCAGAAAAGCAAUUUUUGCAACAGGUGGGCCAACUCAGUCAGCGUCUGAAGACGUUAAACCUCUACAGAAGUACAACUGGGAGUGUAAGUGAUGCUAGUCCCACACAGAAUGGCCAAUCAAAUGCCUUGAUACAAGUCAGCCAAUCACAUCUCCAGAAAGCUGCAAAGGAGAUGAGGCCGUCUGUUUCAGCUGAAGAAAGACUGAAGUACAAAAUGAUAGUGGGAUUGGGGAUUAGCAUGUAUUCUGUGGCCAUUACUGCCUCUGUGUAUGUGGGUGUGCUGGGUACUGCUGACAACACUGAGAUGACAGGCCAGUCUAAAUCCCUCAGCCUUUACCAGACACUGGCAGGCUGCGGGAUUGUCAAACACAACCCUCAGGACACAAACAGGUGUCUUAGGGAGGGGUGA